GCCACUUUGCCCCUGGGGGGACCGAGCAGCUUUGUUCUUGGGCAGCAGCUGGGCCGGCUGCCGCCGCAGUCCUCCCGGAGGACCUGUCUCCCCUUUCCUUAUUUUUGUGUUUCUCCAGCACUUUCUGUUUUAUUUGCUAAGUUCCAAGCCUUACCUUUUCACUGGAUUUCUUUAGUUGCUGGUUUUUAAAGGGAGCUCUUUCUUGGGACCCCUGGCCUGGGGGAAGCCCCCAGACUGAUUGCCAAGUCUCGUCUGGAGAUCGAGGUUGCUACCUUUGGAGGGAGGGUGAGGGGGUUUGCUGGCCUGUGACCCACGCCCUAAACCCCCACCCCCAGGAGGGGGCUGCCUGGGGCUGGCUGCUUCUCUGGACCCUGCUUCCAGUGGAUUCCCGCCCGCCCUGGACUGGAACCUUAGCUGGCAUCCCUUUGAGCUUCUCCCCUGCCAGGACGGCCCGCUGUGUGCCUGUCAGGAUUCCAGGCACGGAGGAAGACAGACCAGAGACACGAGUCUAAGGAGCUCAGUGGAAAAGACAGGCCAAUAAGUAGGGCAUGUUCCAGUAGAUUCUAACGGCGUCUCUUCCCGGCCGAGAAAUGCAUGUUCCCCAGCGUGGGAGAGCCGUGGCCAGCCUGCGAGGGAACGCCGUGGCCUGCCUCCUCUGGAUGUUGCUGCUGUGGCGUGGGGACGGCUGUCAGGCCCAGAGGGCAGGUUGCAAGACGGUCCACUAUGACCUGGUCUUCCUCUUGGACACCUCCUCCAGCGUGGGCAAGGAGGACUUCGAGAAGGUCCGGCAGUGGGUGGCCAACCUGGUGGACACCUUCGAGGUGGGCCCCGACCGCACCCGCGUGGGGGUCGUGCGCUACAGCGACCGGCCCACCACGGCCUUCGAACUGGGCCUGUUCGGCUCCCGGGAGGCUGUCAAGGCGGCGGCGCGGCACCUGGCCUACCACGGCGGCAACACCAACACGGGCGACGCCCUGCGCUUCAUCACGCGCCACAGCUUCUCCCGGCAGGCCGGUGGCCGCCCCGGGGACCGCGCCUUCAAGCAGGUGGCCAUCCUCCUGACCGACGGCCGCAGCCAGGACCUGGUGCUGGACGCCGCGGCCACCGCGCACCGCGCGGGCAUCCGCAUCUUCGCCGUGGGCGUCGGGGCGGCGCUCAGGGAGGAGCUGGAGGAGAUCGCCUCGGAGCCCAAGUCUGCCCACGUCUUCCACGUGUCCGACUUCGACGCCAUCGACAAGAUCCGUGGCAAGCUGAGGCGCCGCCUGUGUGAAAACGUGCUGUGCCCCAGCGUCCGUGUGGAAGGAGACCGCUUUAAGCACAUCAACGGUGGAAGCAAGGAAAUCACAGGUUUUGACCUGAUGGAUUCAUUCAGGGUGAAGGAGAUCCUGGGGAGGAGAGACAACGGGGUGCAGAGCUCCUAUGUCCGGAUGGGAUCCUUCCCUGUGGUACAGAGGACAGAGGAUGUGUUCCCUCAAGGCUUGCCUGAUGAAUACGCCUUUGUCACCACCUUCCGGUUCAGGAAAACAUCUCGGAAAGAAGAUUGGUACAUCUGGCAGGUCAUCGACCAGUAUGGGAUCCCGCAGGUCUCCAUCCGCCUGGACGGCGAGAACAAGGCAGUCGAGUAUGACGCCGUGGGUGCCAUGAAGGACGCCGUCAGGGUGGUCUUCCGAGGCCCCCGGGUGGGUGACCUCUUUGACCGGGACUGGCACAAGGUGGCCCUGAGCAUCCAGGCCCAGAACGUCUCCCUGUACGUCGACUGUGCGCUGGUGCAGACGCUGCCCAUCGAGGAGAGGGAGAACAUCGACAUCCAGGGGAAGACCGUGAUCGGCAAGCGCCUCUACGACAGCGUGCCCAUCGAUUUCGACCUGCAGCGGAUUGUGAUUUACUGUGACUCCCGACACGCAGAAUUGGAGACUUGCUGCGAUAUCCCCCUGGGCCCGUGCCAAGUGACCGUGCUGACGGAGCCUUCACCGCCGCCCCCGCGGCCUCCCACGCCCGGCAGUGAACAGAUCGGGUUUUUGAAGACCAUCAACUGCUCCUGCCCGGCUGGAGAAAAGGGUGAAAAGGGCUCUGAUGGCCCCGUGGGACUCCCUGGCCCAAAGGGAGACAUGGGAGCCACUGGGUUGCUCGGAGCUCCUGGACCCAAGGGAGAAAAAGGCGACAUGGGCAGAGGACCUUUUUUCCCAGGAGAGAAGGGUGAAAAGGGUUCCCUGGGCCCGCCUGGUCCCCCUGGGAGAGACGGCAGCAAAGGCAUGCGGGGGGAGCCAGGAGAGCCAGGAGAGCCAGGGCUGCCCGGCGAGGUGGGCAUGCGGGGAUUCCAAGGACCACCUGGACUCCCCGGGCCUCCUGGACACGUUGGAGCUCCUGGUCUCCAAGGAGAACGGGGUGAAAAGGGAGCCCGAGGAGAAAAGGGGGAGCGAGGCCUGGAUGGAUUCCCCGGGAAGCGUGGAGAGACAGGAGAGCAGGGAAGACCUGGCCCUCCUGGUGUGGCAGGACCCCAGGGACAGAAGGGUGACGUGGGGCCUGCAGGUCCUCCUGGUGUCCCGGGCUCUGUGGUGCAGAGAGAGGGUCUGAAGGGCGAGCAGGGAGCUCCAGGACCACGGGGUCACCAGGGCCCACCUGGGCCACCAGGAGCUCCGGGCCUGAUGGGUCCUGAAGGCAAGGAUGGACCCCCUGGUUUGCAAGGUCUCCGGGGGAAGAAAGGUGAAGUGGGCCCGCCGGGAACCCCUGGACUGCUGGGGCCACAGGGCCCACCAGGACCGCCUGGCAUCCCAGGCCCCCCCGGACCCGGAGGACCCCCGGGUUUACCUGGAGAGAUCGGCUUCCCGGGAAAACCCGGGCACCCCGGGCCGACGGGCACACCUGGAAAGGAUGGGCAGGAUGGAGCACCAGGCCUGCCAGGACCCAAGGGCCAGCCAGGAGACAGAGGAGAAGACGGUCUGCCUGGAAAACCCGGCCUUAGGGGUGAAGUUGGGGAGCAAGGCCUGGCAGGCCGACCUGGAGAGAAGGGAGCAGCGGGGCUCCCAGGGGCUCCCGGAUUCCCAGGCGUGAGGGGAGAGAAAGGAGAGCAGGGAGAGAAAGGUGGGCUGGGCCUCCCGGGAGUGAAAGGUGACCCAGGUGAAAAGGGUGAAGCUGGUCCCGCAGGCCCCCCUGGAUUACCUGGCACUACAUCCCUCUUCACACCGCACCCAAGAAUGCCAGGAGAGCAAGGGCCCAAAGGAGAGAAGGGUGAUCCUGGCGUGCCUGGGGAACCGGGAUUGCAGGGCCAUCCCGGAGAACUGGGGCCUCAGGGACCCACUGGAGCGCCGGGUGCCAAAGGACAGGAAGGCCCACGCGGCGCACCCGGAUCAACUGGAAACCCCGGCGCUCCUGGAACUGUAGGCCCCCCUGGUGCCAGCGGCCCCCCGGGAAGUGUGGGCCCCCCUGGCAUCAGAGGCCCCCCUGGGAAAGAUGGAGAGCAUGGAGAGAAGGGGGCGACAGGUGAAGAAGGGAGUCCAGGGCCAGCUGGUCCCAGGGGUGAUCCCGGGGCUCCUGGGCUCCCGGGGACCCCCGGACAGGGAAAAGACGGAGAGCCGGGGCUCCGUGGGCCACCUGGAUUACCUGGGCCUCUAGGAAUCAAGGGGGACCGAGGUGCACCUGGGAUCCCUGGCUCUCCUGGCAACCGUGGCGACCCAGGCAUCGGAGUAGCUGGCCCUCCUGGCCCUUCUGGACCACCAGGAGACAAAGGGCCCCCGGGAUCCCGAGGCUUACCCGGAUUCCCCGGCCCCCAGGGACCAGCUGGCCAGGAUGGUGUACCAGGAAAUCCGGGAGAAAGAGGGCCUCCUGGCAAGCCUGGUCCCUCCUCACUGCUGUCUCCAGGGGACAUAAAUCUCUUGGUUAAGGAUGUGUGCAAUGACUGCCCUCCAGGACCCCCGGGCCUCCCUGGCCUCCCAGGUUUUAAAGGGGACAAAGGUCUCCCAGGAAAGCCAGGGAGAGAAGGCACAGAAGGCAAAAAAGGAGAUGCUGGGCCCAGGGGCCUCCCAGGGCCUCCAGGAAUAGCUGGGCCACAGGGAAGUAAAGGGGAGCGUGGUGCAGAUGGUGAAAUUGGACAGAAGGGUGACCAGGGCCAUCCUGGAGUUCCCGGUUUCAUGGGGCCCCCAGGGAACCCUGGGCCACGGGGAGCAGAUGGAAUUGCCGGAGCUGCUGGCCCUCCAGGGAUCCAAGGGCCGCAGGGGAAAGAAGGUCCUCCUGGUCCCCAAGGCCCAUUUGGAUUACCAGGAAUCCCAGGAGAAGAAGGCAAAGAGGGCAGAGAUGGAAAACCAGGUCCCCCCGGCGAGCCGGGCAAAAUGGGAGAGCCAGGUCUGCCAGGACUGGAGGGAGCCCGAGGCCCGCCUGGCUUCAAGGGACACAUGGGUGACCCUGGCGCACCUGGUCCCCGGGGAGAGCCUGGUGCCAUGGGGCCCCCUGGCCGAGAAGGGUCCCCGGGAAAAGACGGCGACACUGGACCCACAGGGCCCCAGGGCCCCCAAGGACUGAGGGGCCCACCGGGUAAGAACGGAUCGCCGGGAUCUCCGGGAGACCCUGGUCCUGCAGGAAGUCCUGGCCAGAAGGGAAACAAAGGAGACCAUGGCAGCCCGGGACUCCCUGGCUUUCUGGGCCCUCGGGGGCCUCAGGGCGAGCCCGGAGACAAGGGAGCCCCGGGCAAGGAGGGCAUCCCUGGGAAGCCCGGAGAGCCAGGACCCAAAGGAGACAGGGGAGAUCCCGGGAACAGAGGUGACAAAGGACCUCCCGGUGGGAAGGGCCAGCCGGGCGACCCUGGAAUCCCUGGUCACAAAGGCCUCACGGGCCUGAUGGGCCCCCAAGGACCGCCCGGGGAGAAUGGAGUGGCCGGGCCCCCAGGGCCUCCGGGCCAGCCAGGAUUUCCAGGACUCAGGGGGGAGUCCCCCUCCGUGGACACGCUGCGACGGCUCAUCCAAGAGGAGCUUGAGAAACAGCUGGAAACCAGACUCGCCUACCUCCUGGCCCAGAGGCCGCCGGUGCACAUGAAGUCAUCCCAAGGCCGACCCGGGCCCCCGGGGCCCCCGGGAAAAGAUGGGCUUCCAGGCCGAGCAGGCCCCGUGGGGGAGCCAGGACGGCCCGGGCAGGGGGGUCUGGAAGGACCCUCUGGACCCAUGGGUCCCAAAGGUGAGCGAGGAGCCAAAGGAGACCCAGGUGCGCCUGGAGUGGGCCUCCGGGGCGAGAUGGGCCCGCCCGGCGUCCCAGGUCAACCCGGGGAACCUGGCUAUGCUAAAGACGGGCUCCCCGGGGCUCCCGGCCCUCAAGGGGAGACCGGACCAGCAGGACACCCUGGCCCCCCGGGACCGCCCGGGCCCCCUGGCCAGUGCGACCCCUCCCAGUGUGCCUACUUUGCCAGCCUCGCUGCACGGCCCAGUAACGUGAAGGGCCCCUAGAAGAUUCCAGAAUGCCGGGAGGCCAGCGGUGGAUUUCUGAAACUUGAACUCAGAGCCUGAUAAGAAGCCAGAGGUCUUGAAACAUUGCAGCCAUGUGUGUGUGUGUGUUUUUGUUUUUGUUUUUGUUUUUCGCUUUUAUCAUUUGUGUUUGUCUUAUUUUCCUGAGAGACCUCCACAUCAUUAAAACCAACAGAUGCUGCCGGUCGGUCAGAUUAUUAUUAAUAAUAUUAUUAUUAUUGUUUAUUAUCGCUAUUAUUGUUAUUAUUGUUAUUAUCUCAUAUAAUAAGGCUCCGACAGUUUCCCCCUCUUGUCCGAAGCUGGGAGAACUUGAUCGUGGGGCAGUGGGCUGUUUCUGGGUUCUUCUGACAGCCCCCCUGUGACGAGCAGCUGCCCAUUUUAAGGAAACUCUUGGUGCUAUGAAACCCCUGACCAGACACUCGCCGGAUUUACCUCUUUCCUCAAAAGGAAACUAAGAAGAUGAGGCGAUGGGUUUCUGUCCCUGGCCAGGCUCAGAGGGCGCCGCUUCCCAGGAGGGACAGGCGAGGCAGGAAGGGAAGGAAGGUGCAGACAUGAAGACUGGCCUCAGCUCCCGAUGCAGAGCGCAGGUGCAGCGCACAGAAGCGGUCCUCGGGGAGCACUCAGCCACCUCACCGCCCCAGGUCCCGGAUGUGAAGUCACGGCACUUGAGUUGACACGGCUUCGUGCGAUGCUGCGUCCGGCCCGAGACAGAGAGGCUGGUGCGGAGGAAGCGUGUUACCUUGGCUCCUGAGCCUUGGAUAGGACUCCUUCUAGCCCCUCGCUGUUGGUGUCACUUUAAUGGUGAAAUAAAGGGGGUCCGACGACCACUGUCGCAUUUUCCUGAUGGUGGGCAGUUGGCCAGGGUACGGGCCGGGGGUGCUAGGAGCUCUGUGCCUCCAGGAUCCUGCCUUGGAAAUAAAGUGCAUGGAGUAUAUGUGUGUACCUGACAUGCCCACACAAGCAGGUGCUCAAUA
This is a messenger RNA of Canis lupus familiaris (dog), 6421 nucleotides long. RefSeq names its product collagen type XXII alpha 1 chain (gene COL22A1). The record is from RefSeq and is a predicted model, not a curated record. NCBI's taxonomy places the organism in Eukaryota, Metazoa, Chordata, Mammalia, Carnivora, Canidae.